Messenger RNA from Theileria orientalis strain Shintoku, 1149 nucleotides. RefSeq lists its product as uncharacterized. Lineage: Eukaryota; Apicomplexa; Aconoidasida; Piroplasmida; Theileriidae. The transcript is spliced from 10 exons. Gene Ontology annotation, molecular function: protein serine/threonine kinase activity; ATP binding. Gene Ontology annotation, biological process: intracellular signal transduction; protein phosphorylation. The record is from RefSeq and is a predicted model, not a curated record. Gene Ontology annotation, cellular component: cytoplasm; nucleus. The coding region runs from base 1 to 1149 and encodes 382 amino acids.
AUGAAUAAAGGAAUAGACACUAUUAAGAGUGUGGUGUUAACGCCAUCAGAAGAAUUGGCGAACUUUUGUUCGCCAACUAAUUUAAAAUUAUCGCCUCAAAAACUUACCUUCCACAGAAGGAUUGCAAAAGGAUCGUUUGGAGUGGUUUAUUUGGUAACAGAUCAGUAUGGAACGAAAUAUGCAGUCAAAAGAUCAAAAAAAUUUGGCAAAAAACGCUCUAGAGAGUUGGUUAAUUUGGGUAUUUGCAAUGGAGCCAGAAAUGUAAUAAAGUAUUAUGGGUCGUUUUACACAUUGGACCCGUAUGGAAAUUGCAUACAAAAUUGUGUAUUGGAAUAUAUGCCAUGCAACCUGAGGACUUGUAUACUUCUAUUUAAAAGAAAAUUGAGUGAAAGAAUGUAUAAUAAUGACAUGGUAGCAAAAAAUGUUGACACAAGUUAUGCCUUAACUAAUGACUCUCUAUACUCAAGUGAUGAUUAUUCAACCGAGGAUGUUAUUAAUAAGUUUAUUGAAAUAGCAAGAAAUGUGGCGAUUGGCAUAAAUGAAAUACAUCAAAGAGGAUUAAUUCAUAGAGAUUUGAAGCCAGACAAUAUUCUGAUUGAUACGGCUAUAAAUCCUAAUCACAUUAGAAUAUGUGACUUAGGCUCAUCAAAACAGUUCACUCGAACAUUUUAUGUUCAUGAUACUGGAAGUGAUACCAGUAUUAACAAUAAUAAUAAUGGAUCUGGAUCGAAAGACGCAUACCCCUUGAAUAGAAAAUAUUCAUUAGCCAACCCAUUCAAAACAGUCUCGACACCUUAUAUCUGCUCAAGAUGGUAUAGAGCUCCAGAACUUUUAUUCGCAUUUGGAUGUAUAUGUGCAGAAAUUUUACUACUGAAACCAUUGUUCGCACCAAAACAAAACCAUGAAUCGAUACAAGUUCUUAAAAUCAUUGACAUCCUCGGAACUCCAAACAAAAACGAUAGUAACAAAAGAAUGGAAGUAGAUGUAAACACUAAAGCUGAAAGCUGUAAUAGCAGUAAUAAUCCUCUAGAAAACAAUAUAAAAGAAAAUAACAGAUUGAGAAGACUGUGCGAAGUUACGAAGUUACUUCUGAAAUGGUCACCAAGAGAAAGAAUCACAGUUAGUCAAGCUUUGCAACUAUUAUCAUAG